AUGUCAAAGAGAAGACUUUCUUCUCCUAGGCUCUUUUCAGUCAAAAGUAAUGAUAGCAACAGCAUUGAUGAUGUGGAGUUUUCACCACUCAAGAAUAAAGAUGCACAUGUGAAGAUCCCCAGCAUUUUCUUUGAGGACGGAAUGAGCUUGCUCAAGGUGUCGCUGAAGUCAAAGAAAAGAAUAUAUUUUCACAUUGAUCCUCAGACUUGGAUGUUCAUAUGGAAUGUUGCAAACAAGAGCAUAAACCCAUCAAUACUCCCGGUACUUAACAUCCAGAAGCUUUUUACAACCACAACAAUUGCAAGCAAGAAACUUCAGAAGUUCACUAUUGAUGAUGUAAAAAAAGUCUUAUACCAGCAGGAAGCCAGACACUUUCGAGACGAACUCAACAUUUCUCAGGAAUUUGAAAACCAGUGGAUCACCAUAUCCUAUUUCAAUGCCACCAAGAAGAAGAUGAAGACGUUGCACUUGAUAGCUGAUACCGAAGUUGAUGCCAAACGGUUCUUUAGCACCAUCAAUAACUUGAAGAAGCUAAGAGCGCAGCUACUGGACAAGUUCUAUAUCGACCUCGAUAACAUGGAUGAGGAGCAGAAGGAAUUGGUAAUGAUGAACUCUACUAGUUCUCCUUCAAAGCCCCAGAAAGAAUACUUAUCAUUUGAUGAUAUAGUGAAGUACAUUGCUAGGUUGAACAUCAACAUCAGUCGAAAUCACCUAAGAACCAUAUUCGAUAGUCUCGAUUUCAAAACGGUGGUGAACGAUGUCAGGGUGAUCAAUUUUGAAGAAUUCAAGGAGUUCAUUGCUCUUCUCAAGAGACGUGAUGAUAUAGACCAUAUUUGGGACCAGAUCUGUGGUGCUUCCGGUGCGCUGAAAGAGAUGGACUUUCGACUGUUCAAGAAAUUCAUUUCCAAAGUCCAAGGUGAGAAUUUUGAUGACGAAACCAAUGACAAGCUAUUCUACAAGUUCUGUAAUGAUACGAAUCAGUGGACAACAGAAAGCCUUAACCAGUUCUUGCUAUCUAAGUACUCAAAGCCAAUCAUUGAAGGUAGCCAUGAUGACGAUUACUACAACCAGCCCUUAAAUGAGUAUUACAUUUCUUCUUCUCAUAAUACUUAUUUGACAGGCAGACAAGUGGCUGAUGAUUCUUCUUCAGAGGGGUAUGUGAAAACUUUACAAAAAGGAUGCCGAUGUGUAGAAAUCGACAUUUGGGAUGGAGAUAACAUGGUAACAGAUGUCGAACCUGUGGUAUGCCACGGCAGGUCUUUCACUACAUCGAUCUCAUUGAGGAAUGUUCUCACUACCAUAAAACGGUAUGCAUUUGUGGCAAGUCUGUUCCCUUUGAUUCUUAGCUUGGAAAUCAAUUGCUCUCCCGAAGCACAACUACAAACAAGAAACUUGCUAUUAGAAAUUCUAGGUGAACUUCUUGUUAUCCAACCACUCAAAGGUGUAGCUCUCCUUCCUUCACCGAACGACUUAAAGUUUAAAAUCAUCCUCAAGAUCAAGAAAACCACUCCACACCACUUGGUCCUAACAGAAACAGGAAGCUUGACAUCGUCAACAGCCAGCACAUCUUUCAGCGAAGACAAUGGGAGUACUACAAGUUCCACCAGCAACCUUUCUUCCGGAAAGAAGAGAAAGAAAAAGCAAGUGAUCGAUGAUUUGAGUGACUUAGCUGUUUACGUUCAAGGACAAAAGUUCAGGAACUUCUCGUUACCCGAAUCGAAGACGUUCAACCAUUGUUUUUCCCUCAGCGAGAAGACCAUCGAUUUGAUGUUGAAGGACGAAACAAAGCAAAAGUCGGUGGAUAAACACAACAGAAAGUUCUUCAUGAGAGUAUAUCCGUCAAGUAUGAGACUUAGGUCUCUGAAUUUUAUUCCCAUCAGCUACUGGACCCAUGGAGUCCAAAUGGCUGCGACGAACUGGCAGACCUACGAUUUAGGACAGCAGAUAAACGAGGCUCUCUUCGAUGGAAAAGAUAAGGUGGGAUAUUUCCUCAAACCUAAGGACUUUAGAAAGCCAUUGGUCAAGCAUACAAUGAGGAACAUAUUGCAUUUAGAGGAAAAACGGAUCAAGUUCAAUAUCACUAUUAUUAGUGCGCACCAACUCCCCAAACCCAAGAACAAAGAUACGGUUGGCAUAAACCCAUUUGUGAAAUUGGAUGUCAUCGGUGCGCGUGACAUACAUUACGACAACGGUUCAGCUGUAAAUCAAACAUCAAUUGUGGCAGAAAAUGGGUUCAAUCCCACGUGGAAUGAAAGUUUUUCAGGUACUAUGGUUGCAAAUCAGCUUUUGUUCUUGAAGCUUUCGCUUAGAACUAUGGUAUCGAAAGACAAUGACUUGUUACUAGGGGUAUUUGUAUGUCGUUUGGAAAACUUGAAGGGUGGAUACAGGUAUCUUCCCCUCAAUGAUGCCCUCGGCGAGGAGCUCAUCUAUUCUUCACUUCUUGUGCACAUAGCCUACGAUAAGGCCUAG
Yamadazyma tenuis ATCC 10573 is the source of this 2469-nucleotide messenger RNA. RefSeq names its product phosphatidylinositol phospholipase C (gene PLC1). Gene Ontology annotation, biological process: lipid metabolic process; phosphatidylinositol-mediated signaling; release of sequestered calcium ion into cytosol. Lineage: Eukaryota; Fungi; Ascomycota; Pichiomycetes; Serinales; Debaryomycetaceae. The record is from RefSeq and is a predicted model, not a curated record. Gene Ontology annotation, molecular function: phosphatidylinositol-4,5-bisphosphate phospholipase C activity.